Molecule: messenger RNA, 2664 nt
Organism: Neltuma alba
Lineage: Eukaryota; Viridiplantae; Streptophyta; Magnoliopsida; Fabales; Fabaceae
Product: probable disease resistance protein At5g63020
Exons: 1
Coding region: 1-2664 (887 amino acids)
Molecular function (GO): ADP binding
Source: RefSeq, a predicted model, not a curated record
AUGGCUGAUAUUAUUACUCCAGUCAUUGGCAUUCUAGAUCGUUUGUUCGGUUGCUGCAGCAAAUGGACAGAUUCAAUACGCCGGCUGGGAGACAACCUCAACCCUUUGAGAAGUGCUUCAGAGAUACUCAAUGGCAGAUAUCUUGAUGUCAAGAGGAAGGUCGAAACGGCAGAGAAGAAUCCAGAUCCAAAGUUGAUGGUUUUGAAUGAGGUACGGGUUUGGAUGGACGGAGUUGAAAAUCUACAAAAAGAAGUUCAGGAUAUUCUACAACGAGGUGAUCAAGAAAAACAAGCUAAGUGUUUUGGUUGUCCCAAGAAUUGUCGAGCUAGAUACAAGCUACACAAAAUGGUCACUCGGAAGUUGAAUGACGUUAACCGUCUUCUAAACAGAGGGAAUUUUGAUCAUGUAGCAGAAAAGUGUGCUGGUGAUCAGUUCGUUGAACUUCCGGUGGACGAGGCUGUGGGUGUGGAAUCAACAUUUGAGGAGCUACGUACAUGCUUUGAGAACAACCAGGUAGGUGUCAUUGGCUUGCAUGGAAUGGGAGCGGUGGGCAAAACAACUCUACUUAAGAAAUUCAACAAUGAUUUCCUCUCAACAAGAGCAGACUAUGUAGUCAUCUGGGUUGUGGCGUCUAAAGAUGUAUAUCCAGGAAGAAUUCAAGAUGCCAUUAGAAGGAAAUUGCGUGUGGAAGAUGAUAGUUGGAAUAAUGCGACAAUGGAUGAGAGACCCUCUUUGUUACUCAACAUCUUGAAUAAGAAGAAAUUUGUAUUGUUAUUAGAUGAUGUGUGGGAAAGAAUUGACUUGUGGAAAUUGGGGGUUCCUUCCCCUAAUAAUUGUGAAUGCAAGAUAAUAUUCACAACUCGGUCCAAAGAAAUAUGUGGCCUAAUGGGUGCACAGAGACAUAUAAAAGUAAAUUGCCUUCCGCCAGAUAGAGCAUUUGAGUUGUUCAAGAAGACCGUGGGCACAACAAUUCUUGAAAACCCUUAUAUCUCUGAUCUCGCAAAACUAGUGGUGGAUGAGUGUCAAGGGUUGCCACUUGCUCUUCGCAUUAUUGGUCGAGUCAUGGUUAAUAAGGUGUCUCCAGCUGAAUGGAAGCGUGCUAUAGAAAUUUUGAGGAGUUAUCCCUCAAAAAUCCAAGUUAUGGUUGAAGAUGUCUACUGCUUGCUUAAAUUUAGUUAUGAUAGAUUGCCAAAUGAUACCUACAAAUUAUGUCUUUUGUAUUGUGCUCUAUUUCCUGAGGACUAUAACAUUGAAAAGGAAGACCUUGUUUUCCUCUGGACAGCGGAAGGUUAUUUGGUUGAAUUUGAUUAUACACACGAGGCACAUAAGCAUGGAGAAGAUAUAAUUUCAGGAUUGAGUUAUGCUUGCUUAUUGGAAAACGGUGACAAAGAAAACACAAUUAAAAUGCAUGAUGUCAUUAGAGAUAUGGCCCUUUGGAUAGCAUGUGAGGAGCAGGCAAGAUUCAUUGUAAAAGACGGUUAUGGAACUACUGGCCUGGGAGGAUUUAGUCAUACAAAGUUAAAACAGGUAGAAAAGCUCUCUUUGUGGAGCAAUGGUCAUAUGAUUCUAAACCCCCUACAAACACCUCAUUGUCCUAAUCUCAUCACUCUUCUUAUUAGGAAUACUAGUAUAGAGGUCUUUCCAACAGAGGUACUUGUCCUCCCAAAUACCAUUAGAGUACUGGACUUGUCGUUUAAUGAUGGAAUAAGAAAUCUACCAUCAGCAAUUGGGGACUUCGUAAAUCUAGAACACAUGAACCUAUCCCAUACUAAUAUAUCAAAAUUGCCAGAGGAGUUCAAGAAUUUGAAGAAGCUAAGGUUCUUGUUGCUGGACGGACUUGCAGAGCUUAAAUUACCACAGGAAGUUAUAUCCAGUUUGUUAUCUCUUCAAGCCUUCAGUAUGAGAGGCUGGAAAGUUCGCGUGAUAAUGAUUGAUGAAAAUGUAUGGUUGCGUGAGGGGGAAGGUGAAAAUGUAUUGUUGCAUGAGCUAGAAGGCUUAAAUGAUCUUCAUUAUAUACGCAUUUCUGUCUCUAGCAUAUCCUCUGUUAAAAACAUACUGAGGUCCCCAAAGUUGCAGAUGUGCAUGUGUGAGCUAUUCAUUAAAGCAAACUCAUUACUCCCUGACUUGUCCUCAUCACUUGGAGAAAUGACGCAUCUUGAAACAUUAAAAGUUAUGGGUGUCGUGAAACCAGAGAAUUUUGAAGCUGUGAAUAUUCCAAGGAGCCCAUUUCGGGGAAAUGAAUAUAAAAUCAGCCUUCGCCAGUUGAUUAUCUUCGAGUGUCAAAAUAUACUUGACUUGAAUUGGCUUAUAUAUGCUUGUGACCUUGAAGUCCUUGAAUUAAGUCGUUGCCAUUCAUUGAAGGAAGUUAUAAGUGCAGACUUUGGGACUAUUGGCGCUGAGAAUAAUCUUUUUUCCAGUCUCACUAAUCUUCACCUGGGAUCUCUGAGUGACUUACAGAGCAUUUGUACAAUGGCAUUACAGUUUCCUUCUUUGAAGGAGAUUCGAGUACAAGAGUGGCCCAAUUUGAAGAAGCUCCCAUUUAAUUCUCAAAGUGUAUUGAAGAAUCUACAAAGCUUUAAAGGAGAGCAUGAGUGGUUGGCUCAAUUGCAAUGGGAAGAUGAAGCUACCAGGCUUCUCCUUUCAUCAAAAUUUGAAAGGAAUUGA